AUGACUACAAAAAUCGGGCAAAAUGCCGAUAUAACAAAGGCUAGCCCAACAGAUGCCCCACCCGAGUCAGCCAGCAUUCAUGAAGGGAAAUUCCCAGACGCAAAAGCAGUUGACAUCGUUCAUGCUGCCGAAGAAGAGUUCACCGAAGAGCAGUAUCGGAAGCUUGUUCGAAAAGUGGACCUUAUUCUCCUCCCGUUGAUGUGGAUCGCUUCGGGUACUCAAUAUGCCGACAAAGCAUCCAUCUCUACGCAGUCAACAUUUGGCAUUACACAAGAUACUCACCUAGUGGGUCAGCAGUAUUCUUGGUUAACCUCGAUAUUCUAUAUUGCCUUCCUUGUUGCAGAAGCUCCUGGAAGCUACAUUUUACAAAAAGCGAACAUCAACUACACAGUAUCAACUUGCAUGUUCAUAUGGGGCAUAUUAGUAUUGUGUAUUGCUUUUGCGAAGAAUUUCACUGAUCUCAUGGUGCUGAGAUUCCUUCAAGGCGUUGCCGAAUGUACCACGUAUCCGGCUCUACUCAUCAUGACGGCUGCUUGGUAUACAAGGGAAGAGCAUGCCAUGCGUGCUGUAAUUUGGGGAAGCGCCAACUCCGGGAUGGAUAUACUGACAAGUCUCAUCAACUACAGUAUCGGCACUCGGGCCAAAAGCCAUCCGGGCGGAUUAGCGCCAUGGAAAGGAAUUUCCUUUUUUCUAGGGAGUUUGACUAUUGUCAUUUCCGUAUUCGCUUUUUUCUUGUUCGGCACGCCUCGAGAAGUACGCUGGCUAUCGGAGACUGAGAAGCGCAUGGCAUACGCUCGUGUUGUCAAAAGCCAGACAGGUUCCGAUGCACAAAAGCGGAAUAUCAGCUGGAGGCAAGUUCUAGAGACAUUCAAGGAUCCCCAGACAUACUUCUUCUUUUUUAUCGUACUCAUCAACUCGAUACCCAAUGGCGGCACCACUUCCUUUGGUAAUCUGGUCUAUGUAUCAUUCGGUUUUACCGCUUUGGAGACGAUUACCGAAGGAAAAAUACCACAGCAAGCUCUCUCAAUCAUAUGCUUGCUGUCUGCUGGCUAUCUUACUUUGAAAAAGCCUGGUCUUCGUCUAUACAUAUCAAUGAUAUCAGUUGUACCAGCAUUUGUCGGCAUGCUUGCUCUGGCUCUAUUGCCCAAGCGGGGCCAUCUUUGGACACGAUGGGGAAUGUACUUCAUCACCAUUGUCGGCAAUGUAGCUGGCCCAAGAACCAUUAAAGGCGUGCAAUAUGACAACAAAGCACGUCGAUAUGCGGGUAUUCCUUACGCUCUACCACCAACAGGUGACCAUCGCUGGCGCAAGCCAAGAUCACUUCCAUCAUCAUACACCUACACGCAACCAGAUGGCACUCCAUUAAAUGCGUCUGGAUUUCGUGCUGUGUGCCCCCAAGCCACUUUUCAUAGUGGUGCGGAGCAGGGGUUGGAUCAAGAAAAGUAUACUGAAGACUGUCUGAUCCUAAACUUUUGGACACCCGUGCCCCGUGAUGAGCAACAAAAUAAAAGAAAUUGGCCUGUGAUGCUAUGGCUACAUGGAGGAUGGUUUCAAAUGGGCAAUCCGUGUCAAGAGCUCGGAAUGGAUCCAACGGAGAUGAUAUCAACAGGGAAGUUGAAUGCUAUUGUUGUGGGGAUCGGGUACCGGCUCAAUAUUUUCGGAUUUCUGGCUGGAGAAGCUCUAUUACAAGAGAGCAAUGGGGAGUGUGCUGGUAAUAUGGGCCUUUGGGACCAGCGGCUGGCCAUGGAAUGGGUCAAAGAAUACAUCGGCGCAUUUGGUGGUGAUUCUGAUAACAUCACAUUAGCUGGACGAAGUGCCGGGGCCUACGCAGUGCAUGCCCAAACACUACACGAUUUUCGUACCAAAAACACGCAGGCUUUGUACCACCGAAUUUUCAUGUGCUCCAACGCAAUUUCAGCACAGCCCAAGACCGUGGCUGAAACGCAACCUCAAUUCGACGAGGUAUGCAAACAUUUCAAUGUACCGUCUACAUUGACGGGUUUGGAAAAACUUAGCCAAUUGCGCAAAAUCAGCUCGGAUGAUCUCGUUAACGCGAUCAAAAACCUGCAACACCAUACUUUUCGUCCGGUUACCGACGGGAUAUUCAUACAUGCAGGAUUGAUCGAUUAUCAGACAGGUCCGGAAUUUGCCCAAGAAUUCAAACAGCGCAAUUUAAAAUUGUUGAUAGGUGAAGUUCUCAAUGAGGAAACCCUAUAUUCGACCUAUAACGCCCCAGAGCCCAACAAGGAAUCCCUCAGCCUGCAAGUCUCCAAUUACUAUGCUCCAGCAACGACAGAAAGGAUUCUGCAACACUAUAGUUUCCCCAAGUCCACUGACCCGAAUGAGUGGAGGACGACUUAUGGUAACAUCGUUGCUGACGGUCAGGUUCGCGCUCCUUCGCGAUCCCUUGCCAAUAGCCUUUUUGAACAUGGAGUGGCUAUGAGUGAUUUAUGGCGAUACCAAAUUGCGUACCGCUUGUCGUUCAUUGAUGACAAAGUCGCGCCGUUGUCUUUCGGAGUUGCACACGCAAUGGACAAACCUUUGUGGAAUUUUGCAAUCGUACAUGGACCAACGCCCAAAGACAGGGAAAUAAUGGAGGAGUGGGUUGCCAUCCUUGUAGCUUUCGUCAACAAUGAUCCGACCUACCGCUUCGGCACUACAUCUAUCCGAGAAUUAAAAGUGUUGACUUCCGAGGGAGGUGCUCCAGUAUCUCCAUGGAUAUCAUCAGCAAUUCCUGCCGUCGUUAAGAAUGCCACCGCUACCCAGGUGCCUCGAACUACUUGGACAAGAGACGAGGUGCGACAAGUUUAUGAGACUCCGUUAAGUCAAUUGACGCAUGCUGCGGCAAUAGUCCACCGUCGCUUUCACGACCCCGCCGCGAUCCAAAUGUGUACUCUUAUGAACAUAAAGACAGGUGGAUGCAGUGAAGACUGUUCUUACUGUGCUCAAUCUUCUCGAUACAAUACGGGUCUCAAGGCUACCCGAUUGUCGCCCCUCGAGGAGGUGCUACAAGCGGCUCGGAUCGCUAAGGAGAAUGGUAGCACCCGUUUCUGUAUGGGCGCCGCAUGGCGAGACAUGAGAGGCCGGAAAACUAGUUUGAAGAACAUAAAGGAGAUGGUGACAGGUGUGCGAUCCAUGGGACUGGAGGUUUGCGUGACUUUGGGCAUGAUCGAUACUGAGCAAGCCAAGGAGUUGAAAGAUGCUGGGUUGACAGCAUACAAUCACAACCUUGAUACCUCACGAGAGUAUUAUCCGUCUAUCAUAACAUCGCGCAGCUAUGAUGAACGCCUUCAGACACUUAGCAAUGUCCGUGAUGCUGGUAUUAAUGUGUGCUCAGGCGGAAUUCUAGGCCUAGGUGAAGCAGACUCGGACCGUAUCGGGCUGUUGCAUACCGUCGCUACCUUGCCAUCUCACCCUGAAUCAUUUCCCGUGAAUGCUCUUGUGCCCAUCAAGGGAACGCCUCUUGGGGACCGUAAGAUGAUUUCAUUCGACAAGUUACUUCGGACCAUUGCUACCGCCCGCAUCGUUCUCCCUACAACUAUCGUUCGUCUCGCAGCAGGUCGUAUAAACCUGUCUGAAGAGCAGCAAGUGACGUGCUUCAUGGCUGGKGCCAAUGCAGUCUUCACAGGCGAAAAGAUGCUUACGACUGACUGCAAUGGCUGGGAUCAAGAUCACGAAAUGUUCCGUAAGUGGGGGUUCUAUCCAAUGAAAAGCUUCGAGAAUGAGGAAGUCAAGGGCACCAAGUCGGCUGUAAUUACUGAAAGCGAUAGCGGAAUGGUCGCAGCUUCUAUAUAA
This is a messenger RNA of Talaromyces amestolkiae, 3795 nucleotides long. RefSeq lists its product as uncharacterized. NCBI's taxonomy places the organism in Eukaryota, Fungi, Ascomycota, Eurotiomycetes, Eurotiales, Trichocomaceae. Gene Ontology annotation, cellular component: mitochondrion. The coding region runs from base 1 to 3795 and encodes 1264 amino acids. The record is from RefSeq and is a predicted model, not a curated record. Gene Ontology annotation, molecular function: biotin synthase activity; transmembrane transporter activity; 2 iron, 2 sulfur cluster binding. The transcript has 10 exons. Gene Ontology annotation, biological process: transmembrane transport; biotin biosynthetic process.